CCUGUUGCAUCCUGUACGUUUGCGAUAAUUUAGACAAUCAUGUCUGGACGCGGCAAAGGCGGCAAGGGUCUGGGUAAGGGAGGCGCUAAGCGCCACCGCAAGGUUCUGCGCGACAACAUCCAGGGCAUCACCAAACCAGCUAUCCGUCGCCUGGCCCGGCGUGGCGGUGUGAAGCGCAUCUCCGGCCUCAUCUAUGAAGAGACCCGCGGGGUGUUGAAGGUAUUCCUGGAGAACGUGAUCCGGGACGCCGUCACCUACACCGAGCACGCCAAGCGCAAGACUGUCACCGCCAUGGACGUGGUCUACGCGCUCAAGCGCCAGGGACGCACUCUCUACGGCUUCGGCGGCUAAAGUCUCAUUCUGUACAUUUUUUUUUUUAAGGCCCUUUUCAGGGCCGCCCACCUCCGCUCAGGAAGAGCUGUACGCGACUUCCGUAUUCAAAACAUAUCUGUUGGAAAAAAAGUGGUUCUGUUUUAAGGCUAACGUGGCCUUAUCUACAGGCCAAACGGUUCGCUUUCACUGCCGGUCUCCAUCAGCCAGUCUUUGGGUACCUGCUAAGAGUAGGGGUACCUUUGCCUAAUCAGGCUGCAAGGGCUCGCUUGUGGGUGGGGCUAACACUGGACUAAGGAAAGCUAAUGAGAGGGGUCUGGAAGUCCCGGUAACCUCAAUGAAGGACUUAUGGCCCGGCGUCCCCGGCUUUUUCUAGUGGGAGGGAUCCUGCCUACCUCACAUAGUCUGUAAAAGGAGCGACAACUGCCAGCCGGAGUUUCGUCGAGGAGGCGGUUUCUUUCUUGGGAAGCGGGCAUUACUGAGUCGCCGCCGAUCUUGUUUUUGGUCCUGGGAGGGUUCAGUAAAUAUUUGUACAAAUUGCCAGAACCUGCGAGGGUGCUGCUUCGCUCACGAGAAGUCAGAAGCCGGAUCAGUUAAAAUGCAUUGCGAGCAAGACGCCAGCUGGUAGUUCCUAGUGUAUUUGCCUUUAGCAAAGUCAGGAAAGAUCUGCCUUCUAUGAUCUCUCCAUUCCCAGCACCUCCCCGUCCUCCGCUGGGUCGCGCCCCAGACCUUGGCCUCAGGUACCUCUAGAGUUUGAGCCAGGCAUCAUGCUGAGUGUCGUCACCCCCCGUAAAGCCAGUGAUCUCGGGUUUAAAAAUGCCUCGGUAUUGCUGAUUUUCAUCCUCAGGCUGGGGCCCUCCCUAAGCCUCUAGCUAAGCAGAGUUUGUAAAUUCCCAUUUACUAGACUAAGGGAGUCUGUUCUGAACCCCUAGGCCUCUGUCAGGGCCUUUGAGGUUGUAAGGGAGAAGCUCCCUCCUUUGUGGUUAAGUGGCUCUCUUGCACCUUCACCUUCCUUCCAGCUUAUCUCUUUCCUCUGUCUGCAGUAAACUGUAUUUUUUUUAAUGAAACUUUCAAACAUGACUAUGUUAUUAUAAAAGGAUUUUUAAAGUAUGUCCUCAAAUUGAUAAACCAGCUAACAAUAAUCAGCAUCUUUGAUUUAAUGUUUGAAAAGCGUGUACUGAUGGCUGCUUUAGAAGACGCUUUGCUGCCUCGUUACUCUGCUAAUGUCUCUCUCUUGACACCUGACUAGCUGGUUGGGAAAGCGAGAUUCUAAAGUUCAGGUGAGAGGUCUGGACUAGAUAAAAAAUUUGGGACUCAUCAACAUACAAACGGUGAGACUGGAUGAGAUCACUAAGAACUUAAACAUGGUUUAAUGCAGCACAUUGUUUGUAAUGGUAAAAGAGUGGAAACAAUGUAAAUUGUCAUGAGAAGGGACCAGAUAAAAUAUUAUCUAUAUCCAUAAAAUGGCGUUUUGGUUCAGGCUGCUAUAAUAAAAACACCAUAGACUGUGUGCUUUAACAACAAACAUUUCUCACAGUUCUGGAGACUGAAGUCCAAGAUCAAGGCACUGGACAGAUUCAGACAGAUCUGGUGUCUGAUGACCCAUUUCCUGCUUCAUAGACUGCUGUCUUCCCUUGUGUCCUUUCAUAGCAGAGUUGAAUGAAUGCAUGCAUGAAUUUUCUACACAAGCGUUCAGGCCCUCUCCCACCCCCCUAGCCCACCAGAGGGCUGCCAUAAUUGAUCCCCCAUCUACAAUUCCUUGACUUGGCACUGUCUGAAUCAGUCAGCAUGCCAGGUUUUCUCUGGCUCUUAGGAAUGUUGCAGGAGUGGCAAAUCAGGCAGCAUUAUCUUUGCUCUGAACAAGGACUUCAUGACUGUUAGGCCUGAGGAAGGCUCACAGGUUUUUCACUCAGGUAGUGGGUGUGACUAAAAUGAGUGUGAUACUAUCUACACGGCUUAUGAACUAAAAAAAACAGGCCAGCCAUAACAGAAGCUGGUCUAUGGAGCAACCACACCUCCCUCCAGUGCAGGAAAACUAUCCACACACUUCAUUACAUAUGCUCUGAAUGGAGGACAGGAAAUUCUAAUUUGCUUACUGGUGUACCCCAAUGCCUACAACACUAUCAGGCACAUUACAUGAAAUCAAUACAUAUCUCCUGACAGACACCAGGACACCAGCUAAGGAAAACAUAAAGUGACCACUAUCCCAACCAGGCCCAUUUUUGCUCCUCUGGUCAUCUAGAAUGCAGCCUUGAACUCUCCCCAUUGACAGUUUAAAUUAAGCCAGCCUCUGUACUUUUAUCAUUCCCCCCAAAAUCUUGGAGGACAGUUAUCAGGUGGGAAAUGGGACCAAAAAAGCUAGGAGAAUUAUUGACUGAAACUAACACACCGAGGCUGAAAUCAGCCUUCUAUAAAAAUGAUACAAAAAGGAACCCAAUGACAGAGGCAUUUGU
Molecule: messenger RNA, 2783 nt
Organism: Delphinapterus leucas (beluga whale)
Lineage: Eukaryota; Metazoa; Chordata; Mammalia; Artiodactyla; Monodontidae
Product: histone H4
Cellular component (GO): nucleosome
Molecular function (GO): DNA binding; protein heterodimerization activity; structural constituent of chromatin
Source: RefSeq, a predicted model, not a curated record